Patella vulgata (common limpet) is the source of this 1330-nucleotide messenger RNA. RefSeq names its product bone morphogenetic protein receptor type-2. Gene Ontology annotation, biological process: cellular response to growth factor stimulus; protein phosphorylation; BMP signaling pathway. The transcript has 4 exons. Gene Ontology annotation, cellular component: signaling receptor complex; plasma membrane. Bases 263 to 1330 code for a protein of 355 amino acids. The record is from RefSeq and is a predicted model, not a curated record. Gene Ontology annotation, molecular function: ATP binding; transforming growth factor beta receptor activity. Lineage: Eukaryota; Metazoa; Mollusca; Gastropoda; Patellidae.
GCCAGUCGGUCUCGACAUUGGAGUGGGUCAUGAUUAGACCCAAUGGUCGAUUCCGUAUUCUGUGAUUACCACUGAUCAGUAUUGAAAUUGAUUCAGGACGGUUAGCAUUAUCGUUUCUCCGACAAAAUGUCUGCAUGGAUUGAUUCAAAACGGUUGGAACCAACCGAAAAUAACAGUAUAUUUUAGACUUUACAGUCUAUGCGCCAUUUUGUUCUAGUGUCUAGCUUAGACGCCAACAAGGAAUGCGGUGAAAACCUUCAAAAUGCACCGCAAUUCAGGAGUUACAUUAUUAAUUGUUUGGCUCAGCUUACUCGCAGGUUUGAAGCGUGGUCAAGCGGAGAGCAUCUGUGCAUUCUACGAUAAAUCGUUCCCGCUCUCCAGUUUUGUGGAUACAAAAGACACAGAUACAGACAAUGCCGUUAAAAGCUACGAGGGAGAAACAUCCAGUAAGGAGAUGGAAAAGGCGUCGUUUGGUGGCGAAAUUUUACCCGAUAAUAAAACCAUUCGAUGUGUGGAGGACAAGACAUUUUGUUAUACUCUGUGGUCAGCAGACGCACACAACAAAACUCAAAUUACCAUUAUCAAACAAGGGUGUUGGAUAGGAGAAGAAGCAUGUACAAAUGUUAAUUGUCUUUCUAAGACAGAACCUAAACCAAUCCCACCAUCCAACAGUUCUCAAGAAUCUAAAUUCUGCUGUUGUUCUAGUAAUAUGUGUAAUGAGAACGUUACUGAUGUCUAUGUUCCUGGUCUUCAUACUACUGCUAUUCCAGUUUUUCCUGAAUUUGACCAAAAUUACAGAGAAAGAACUAUCAUAAUAUCCCUUGUGUCUGUCUGUUCAGUUGCCUUGGUUACAAUUGUUGUUUAUUUUCUGUAUCGUGUGUUAGUAACAUCCAAACGAGUCUCCAUGGACUCGCUAAAUAUCAUGGAAGCAGCCCCACCACCUAACAUUACCUUAGAGGAUUUGAAGUUAUCAUGUAAUGUAAACCGUGGCCGUUAUAGUGAAGUGUGGAAAGGAUUGUUGAAUGAUCAAGAAGUUGCCGUUAAAAUUUACCCGGCUAACUAUAAACAACAUUAUUUAAAUGAACGCAGCAUUUAUUCAUUGCCUUUUAUGGAGCAUGAAAAUCUGCUACAGUUUUAUGGAUCAGAUGAGCGUUUGUCCCAAGAGGGCAAUAUGCAGUAUAUGCUUAUAUUUAACUACAUUCCCAUUGGCUCAUUGAGCGGUUACCUGAAACACAACACUGUAGAUUGGCCGACACUUUGUAAAAUGUGUAUAUCUUUCACCAGAGGCUUGGCUCAUUUACAUAAUGAUAUUACAAAAGGAGGUAAGUAG